UCGCAAGUACCCAGCUGAUUGUUUGUCUGCGACGUAAUAUCUCUCCGACAGGGAUCUGUUUUCUACUGUGUCACAUUUAAUUUACCCUCGAUCUGGGGAAGCCCGUUUCCGCGAGCAAAGAAUUGGGAGUACCCGCAUUCUUGUUUCGGGUCCGUAGAAGGCCGUGUAUUCGGGGCGACUGACAGUAGUGGGGGUCGACGCGUAGGGCACUGUGUGGGUAAUCUCCUCCGCCAAAGAUAUAACUGGUUGGCCUCUUGAGAGCUGAAGAGGUGCGUUGACAAAGUCAAAAUGUCCCACCGCAUGGCAUCCAGAUCUAGGCUGCUUUUUGCAGCUUUUUGUGCGGGCGGUGUGCUCCUCGGGGCCGGGCCGCCUGCCGCGCGGCAGAGUGCCUUCACCGUCGCCAGCACGGUAGCUGGUGGAGAGACGGGAUAUACCAGCAGUUCGGAAGUCGAGUCUCCGGAAAAUGUGGGAGGUCAUGAGGGCGGCGACAGCUUUCAAAGUGCACCUAAUGGCGUCCCAGUUGAUGGUGUAGAGGAGGAUGGCCGUUCGACGUUGAUCUCGGCUAACCGCAGCAGAAGUACUCACGCCGUGUCGGCCGCGCGCAAGGGAUCCAGAAGCCGUCUUCUGCUUCCCGCAGCCCUCCUUUCUGCUUUGGCUUUGAGUGGAUUGAUUGGCUCCUCCAUGAUGAAAAAGACCGCCGAGGAAACAGACGAGACAAAAGUGGCCUCUCCUGCUACAGGCACACAGCAAAUUCAAAAGAAAGUGGCACAGCCAGAGGACGCGAAAGUCGCACAGCCGGACGACGAUCAAGUCGCACGAGACGCCUUGCGAGCCAGGCGGCGUCGCCAGCAGGCCGCAGUGUUGAUGGCAGCACUGGUAGCGGCUGCUGCCUACGGUAUGUACUCGUCCUUGUCAGGCUAUGAGGAUGCAGGCUCUCUCUCGUCGCCGGAGUCUGCAUCUCCAGAACUGGAUACGUUGAUCAUGCAGCAGGGAACGCAAUUCGCUGAACAGCUGGAGGCGUUGCACGAGAUGCCAGUGGGAGCGGCAAGUGAAGGCUCCGCUGAGCAAUCGUCACUCAGUCAUCUGCUCGCUGAAGUUGUGGACGCGCUUCAGCAACCUUCCCUGCAGAAUAUCUUGCUCGGGGGAGCGUCAGCUGCUGGCUUGGGGCUUCUGGGUGCUGCUGCUGCUCGACGGCGCAGAAGACAGGCACAGCCAGACACCCCAGCGCCACCCCCUGCUAGUGAGGAACAAGUGGAGAGUGCGGAGGAAGCCCCAGAAAAACUCGAUGAGGCUCUCGAGACACACCCCGAGGACACGCAAAAGGCGGCGCCUUUUGCACUACUUGGCGCACCCGAAGAACGAGAGUCGUCUCCCGAGACGCAUCCCGCGGCAUCCGAAGAAUCCGAGCAGGCUCCUAUGCCACUGCCCCCGGCCCCCGAAGAACUUGACCAGCCUCCUAUGCCACUGCCCCCGGCCCCCGAAGACUUUGACCAGGCUCCUAUGCCAGUGCCCGAAGCACCCGAAGAAUUUGACCAGGCUCCCAUGCCACUGCCGCAGGCACCCGAAGAACUCGAGCAGGCUCCCGCUUCACACCCCGAGGAGGCGGAGCAGGAGGUGCCUGAGAGAAAAACUGACGCAGGAAGUGAACCUGAGAAGGAUCCCGAAACAAACUUGUUAGAGGAAGAGGACGAGUUGAAGCCAUAAUCCGACCACCGGAUCAAUUCAGGCAGGCUUCCGAGACACAGCCG
Messenger RNA from Toxoplasma gondii ME49, 1748 nucleotides. Its product is annotated as dense granule protein GRA11. The coding region runs from base 289 to 1704 and encodes 471 amino acids. Lineage: Eukaryota; Apicomplexa; Conoidasida; Eucoccidiorida; Sarcocystidae. The transcript has a single exon. The record is from RefSeq and is a predicted model, not a curated record.